AUGCGUGCUUUCUUCCUCAACUUGCUCGUUUCGCUGAAUAUAUUUUUACCAGCAUCUCUUAGUACAUUUCUCGUUGAUGGGUUAACCUCGCAGAUAACACUAGUCCGUAAUACUCUUCAGCAUUAUUGCGCUUGUUUACUUCAAAUGAUUUUCGAUCCAUCCAACAGCAUUCGACAAAACAAGUCUAUGCGGAUGAUUUCUCCAAUCAUCACUGUUACAAUCAUUAGUCUUUUGAUAGCAAUAUUCCUCGCCAUCCGAUUGCUACGUCUACAAAAACAACUCAAACAAGACGAGCAAUUUGAAUACUGGAAACGCUCUGGACCCAGUGCGAUUUCUACUCACAGUAACGCAACGAAACCAGUCAACAAUGAACUGUUUGAAGUGAACGGCCACAAACUAGAGGAGGACAUGUGGUUUCAUGAAGAUGACAAUUCAGACGCUAGCGAAGAAUAUGUCAACAAUAUAACUGGUUGGUAUGAUGGCGAGUACGGUUACGUACGCCCCAGUGAGAAUGAGGAUGAAGUAAGUGUUUCUGACGAGAUCUCGCUCAACGACAUCAAGGUAGAGGUAAAUGACGAAAUGAAUCCAGAGGAGGCAAACACCUAUGAUGAUUUGCGUAACGACCUAAUCGUUCCAAUAAUAAGA
Paraglomus occultum is the source of this 645-nucleotide messenger RNA. The record is from the annotation of a GenBank genome assembly. NCBI's taxonomy places the organism in Eukaryota, Fungi, Glomeromycota, Glomeromycetes, Paraglomerales, Paraglomeraceae.